GGUGUAGGUCAUCAGUAGUGUUGGUCAUCUGCGCCAUGGCGUCCAUUACUUACACACAAAUCGUCAAGUUUAUGCUACCGCUGGCGUUCACCAAGUUAGUCGUCAUAUUCGGCAACCAGGCACUAAUUAGAGGGCUUACCCCUGCGGAGAAUGCUGCAGCGGCUCUGGCCAGUUUUGGUAUAGCUUUCUUCAUCUGUCAGUUCAUGGUCGGUAUCGUCUUUGAGUUUACCAAUGUUAGUAUGGUCUUAGUGCGUAGCAGGCGGGAUGCUCUACUGGCACUGGUCUGCAUGCUUGUCGUCGGCCUGUUGAUCGUUACUACGGCACUGCUAAUUGGUUUGACGUCAUUGGGUACCUUUCUCACAGACACUGUCUACAGCUUAUCGGAAGAUGUUGCAGUUGGUGUGAACAAAUGUAUGCUCUACUUAGCAAUGUGGCCGCUUAUUGAGGGAUUUAACUGGCUGGUUUUUGGCCUACUUCUUUCCCACAAGCACAGUGUGUUGGUUGCGACAGCCCAGGUUCUGGAUAUUGCAGUUCGGGUGGUUUUCAUAUUUGUGCUUCCUCUGACUGGUUUACCAAAGACUAGACCAUUUCUCGUUCCAAUUCUAUCCAUGUACAUCGGGAUGUUUAUCAGAGUCUGUUUGGCUUUGAUAGGUUAUUUUAAAUACCUGCAUGGAAAACUGAGGAAAGACACAUCUUUAAAAGAGCGUCUGACAGCCAGACAGGUGUUUUCCUUCUGGUCUCCCUUGGCAGUUGUCAACAUAUGCCAGAACAUUAGCUUCCCACUGACCAACCUGCUAGUUGCUCGGGAUCUGGCUUCAGCCCCGGAUGAAGCAGCAAAGGCUGUUGCUACCCUAUCCAUCUGCUAUACGACCUUCAUGAUGACCUACCACUGGCUCAUCGACGCAAGAUAUCUCUUUCCGCUCUACCUAAAUCCAAGCAGAAAACCCACUGAAGAGGACGAGAAUAUCGUCAGACACAUUACGCGUUUCAACAUUGGAUACUUUCUGAUUUCAAUGAUAAUUUGUGUGAUUCUCUUUUGGAUACCGGGAGUUAUUACCAAUGUACUGAUGGCAUUAUUAGGACUGAAAAGGGACAUAGCUGAAAUGUGCAUCGUUCCACUCAGAAUCCUGACUGCACUUCCAAUUACAGUGUCGAUCAGAACACACUUUACAUCCUGGUUGAUGUGUCUCAGGAGAGUUGAAGUCACCUACCCUAGUGCAGUAGCACGACUUGUGUUUGCAGUAGCUACAGUCUUCCUGCUACCUCUUUUGGGUAUGCAUGGUGCUUCAAUGGGCGCCUUAUCUCUGGUCAUCUGCUUCGCAAUCGAGAUGGUGGCAGUGGUGAUUGCAGCUGCUUUCGUCAAGCAUUGCAAAAAGCGCAAGACUCCGUAA
Patiria miniata (bat star) is the source of this 1391-nucleotide messenger RNA. RefSeq names its product progressive ankylosis protein homolog B-like. Gene Ontology annotation, molecular function: phosphate transmembrane transporter activity. The record is from RefSeq and is a predicted model, not a curated record. Gene Ontology annotation, biological process: phosphate ion transmembrane transport. Bases 36 to 1391 code for a protein of 451 amino acids. Lineage: Eukaryota; Metazoa; Echinodermata; Asteroidea; Valvatida; Asterinidae. Gene Ontology annotation, cellular component: membrane. The transcript is spliced from 12 exons.